CGCUAAGUUUGACAAUAAUAACAAAGACACGGGAGCAAGGAAAAACAUAUAGCACGCGAGCUUCUCUUUCUCCUGCGGACUUUUAUUUUCCCUUUCUCGAUCUCACCUGCUCGUUUUUAGAAAACAUCUUCGGUUUUUCUGAAGACUGUGGUUGUGAUCAGCGAGAGCACUCAACCAAUCGCGGAUUCGCAUUUCCAUACACCGCCUCCCCUGACGGCAAAUUGCCAAUCCGUCCUCACGAUGUACAACUCACUCUCACUUCUCGCUUUGGUCGUGCCAAUUGCUCUCGCUGCUCCUGCACCAGCCCCAGCUGCUGUAGCAGUUCCGCAUCCUAUGAUCACACCCCGAGCAUCAUUGACUGAUCGCAUUCCUUCGAAAGUCCAAGAACGUGGUGUUGUUAGCUCCAUCGAAAGCUCGAUUGAGGGUCUCGGAAGCUACUUGACUAGUGUUUUGGGUACUUAUCCUUCAUAUGUCGCCAGUGGAGUUCCAAACUUCUUCCAAGAUUUUCCUACUGGAUCUGCCGUAGAAAGCAGUCUUGGUAUUAGCGAUAGUGACUUGGCUGCUUCUCCAACUCAAGCCUUGAACAUUCCUGGAUAUGCGAACUGGACAGACCAAGGAUGGAACCUACGAUUCCACGGAAACAUCUACAAGCAACCCAAUAUCUCCGAAUCGAAGCUCGACGAUUUGGCCAAUGUCUUCCUAGUUGGCACAUCGAUCCAAGCCUUACCACCUGCAGAACAGACACAAGCACGCAAUCUUACUGCUGAGAUCUACGUGGUUCAACAGGGCAAUGUCAAUGUCACAUUCAACAUUGAGCCAGCUGCAAGCCAAGGCACUGAUGGGACAGCCAGCGGUAGUGGAGCAGUGACACCAGGAGGCGGAGCACAAAACAUCACAUUAGUAGGAGAGACAACUGUCGAGGGAGACUUCGAUCAGUUCGUUCCUCUUGCAAAUGUCUCGGGUCCAGGAGGGUACUUGAUGGCAGGAAACGAGACGACCUCCAUCCAACGAGUCAACGUCUACACCAAUGGCACAGACACCGGAAAUGCCACCUCCUACCUUGUCCCACCGGCAGGUCUGACAAUCGUUUCCGACAUUGACGAUAUUCUCCGCAUCACCCAAAUCUACGAGCCUGCCCAAGGUCUCCUCAAUUCCUUUGCAAAAGCCUACGUACCAUGGAUGAACAUGCCUGACAUCUACGCCAAUUGGUCCAAGAGUAUACCCGACUUCCACUUCCACUACCUAACCACCACCCCUGAGCAAGUAACAAGAAACUACAUGGACUUCAUCUACAAGACCUAUCCGGGCGGCUCCUUCGACACCCGCCCUCUCAACUUCUCCGACGUCAGCGAAACCCUCUCAAUCCGCAAAUUCCUCCUCGAAAAGAUCUUCCAGACCUACCCCGAGCGAAAAUUCAUCUUGAUCGCCGACACGUCAAAUUCUGACGUGAUGAAAGACUAUCCCGCCAUGGCCACCGAGUUCCCAGGCCAGGUCCAAUGCAUAUUCCUGAGAAACACCACAGCGACAGAUCCGGGAGAUAAAUUCCCGUAUGAUACGUCAGGAUUUCAGGGUCUGAAUCAGAGCAUGUACAUGUUCUUCCUCGUCCCAGAUGAUCUCACGAAUCUGGACAUCGUGAACGGACAAUGCUACAACUCGACGAUCCCGCAGAACGUCACGUUUAGCGAGCAAGGGUUGCCCUUUGGGUUGAGCAAGAAGAGUGCUGCUGGACGAGUGGAUGUUGGGUGGAAUGGGGUCGCGGUUGCCGCUUUCGCGAUGGUGUUUGGGGCGUUGUUUGGGGUGUUAUGAUAGCAUCGCGGAAUGGCGUUGGGCGGUAUUGCAUUGCGUUGCGUUGCAUUUUAUGAAUGAAUGAUUUUUUACCAAAU
Mollisia scopiformis is the source of this 1883-nucleotide messenger RNA. RefSeq lists its product as uncharacterized. Bases 241 to 1806 code for a protein of 521 amino acids. Gene Ontology annotation, cellular component: actin cortical patch. NCBI's taxonomy places the organism in Eukaryota, Fungi, Ascomycota, Leotiomycetes, Helotiales, Mollisiaceae. The transcript has 2 exons. Gene Ontology annotation, molecular function: phosphatidate phosphatase activity. The record is from RefSeq and is a predicted model, not a curated record.